AUGGGGUCAGUAGCCGAAGCUGAAAAGGUCGACGUGGUGGUUGUCGGUGCCGGAUGGAAUGGGCUCAUAGCAGCCAAGACAUACUUGGACUUCAAGCCCUCAGCCAACUUGGUAAUUAUUGAUGACCAGAGUACAAUUGGAGGUGUAUGGAGUGCGGAAAAGAUAUAUCCGACUCUGUAUGCCCAGAUCAAUUACGGUUUGUUCGAAUACUCGUUUUACCCGAUGAAACGUGAAGGUAUCACGGCAGAUGGUUACGUAUCCGGGGAAACGAUUCAUCAAUACUUGUCCGAUUUCGCGCAGGACUUUGACCUCGUUCGAAGAACACGCCUCAAAACAACGGUUAUGACCGUUUCUCAGCUUGAUGACAAAACAUGGCACCUAGAGCUUCGCAGCAAGCCUCCCGUCGAAUGCAAACACCUGAUCUAUGCCUCUGGUGCUACCUCGCAUCCUGUUAUGCCCAAAUGGCCAACAGACAACAGCUUUAGCUCUCCCAUAAUUCACUCUGCAGAUGUUGGAACACACCUCAAUGGAUUGGAUAAGAUCCAAACUGUGACUGUUCUGGGAGGCGCUAAGUCUGCGUACGAUACGGUUUUUCUCUUACUGAAGGCCGGGAAAAAGGUAAACUGGGUCAUCAGAGAGGAGGGCUCUGGGCCAUUGGCUAUCAUGCCUCCCACAAUCUUUGGCUUGAUUAACACAAUGGAUGUCACAACAAUGGGUAUCACCCGCUUAAUGGGAGCAAGCAUUAUGAGUACUGAUGGGUAUGGCCAUCAGCUCUUCCAGAGAACUGUAUUCGGCCGCUUUUUGGCCUGGAUAUUCUGGUUGGCUAUCAAUUGGGUCGCUGAAGUUCACGCUGGGUAUUCCAAGUCCAGCAAUGCGAACAAGCUCAGACCUCAUCCAUUUGGGAAUGGCAUAUUUUGGGCUCACGCUGGAGUUGGCGCUGCUAGCGUACCCAAUUUCUGGAAAACCUUCCACGCUGGAGAUAUCACCGUCCAUCGCACCAAUAUUGCUUCUUUUCGCGAUAAUGACAUGGUUCACCUGGACAAUGGCACAUCAUUCCAGUCAGACUACAUCAUUUUGUGUACCGGAUUUGACAAGUCAUACCAUGUCUUCAGUGAGGAAAUGCAGCAGAGAUGUGGCUUGGCUUCCACCACAAAUCGAAAAGUUGAGAUACGCUGGACCAAACUAGAAAGCGAAGCUCUUAAGACAGUGGAAGAGCUGCUUCCACAGUUGCGCAAUCCCCCGGCGGCUCUACAAAAGCCUCGUAUUCUUGCUAAAGAGGCGGGUGGGCGAAAGCUCAUACAUGGCCCAAGUCGCCACUAUCGCCGGUUGAUUGUCCCCGAGCUUGCAGCGUCAGGAGACAGAUCAAUUUGUUUCCCCGGAUUUAUUCACACCAUCUAUACGCCCCUUGUUGCCGAGACACAAGCCCUCUGGAGCGUCGCUUUCUUGCUCGGCCUACUCGAUCUCCCGUCACAGGAAAAUAUGGAGGCAGAGGUCGCUGAAUGGAACGUUUGGACCGGCAAGCGUUACAUCGCUCAGGGAAAGAAAAACGCUUAUGCUAUCUAUGACUUCCUUCCUUAUAUCGACCUCCUGCUUGGCGACCUCGGGAUUAAGAGAAAUCGCAAGACAGGUUGGUUUGCAGGUCUCUUCCAAGCGACUCACCCACGGGAAUAUAAAGGUUUGAUUGAAGAAUUUCGCCAAUUUUCGCAUGUCAAAGGCAAAUAG
Molecule: messenger RNA, 1722 nt
Organism: Penicillium paradoxum
Lineage: Eukaryota; Fungi; Ascomycota; Eurotiomycetes; Eurotiales; Aspergillaceae
Product: cofactor FMO1 FAD enzyme
Exons: 4
Coding region: 1-1722 (573 amino acids)
Source: RefSeq, a predicted model, not a curated record